GUGACGCGCUCUCUGAGUGGAUGCGUCCGUAACUUCAAGCUGAACAACCUUCCGCUGGACGACCUCUCUGCGGAGGAAGGCGUCGAGCCGUGCGCCGACAACGUCGAACCCGGAACCUUCUUCUCUAUAGACGGCGGCCAUCUUAUCCUCUCCGACAACUUCAAGGUUGGGCUUGACCUUGACCUUCAGCUAGAGAUUAAGCCGCGCAGCAUGGACGGCAUGAUUAUGUACGUUAGCGCCAGCACCAGCACGGACUUCCUCGCACUACAGCUAGUCAACGGUAACCUCACCUUCUCCGUCGACAACGGCGCCGGCAUCAUCAGCGCCACCUACAGUCCAGCCGAGGCAACAGGGCUCUGCGACGGAAGCUGGCACAGCGUGCAGGCUGUGAAAGCUAAGAACCUGGUGACGCUGAGCGUGGACGGAGUGUUUGUGAAGCCCGGCAUCGGUCAGAUCGGCAUCUCGUCCGCUGACACCAACGACCCGCUCUACAUCGGAGGCAUCCCCGAUGCGCCGCUGCCGGGAGUGCUGACCCAGUCUCAGUUUGUCGGAUGCAUCCGGGACGUCUACUUCAACCAAAAGAUCCGCAGUCUAGCAGACGCCAGCGAGCUCGUCGGCACGGUAACGCUCAACAGCUGCCCGACGACGUAAGACGGUAGACGACGUGGCAGAGGCAGCGCUGUUGCUACAUGUUGUUAUGUGUUUAUUACUUCUUCUCCGUCAUGUGUCUGUUGUUUUGUUCUUGUGUGUCCACACACAAUGUGUCUUUCUGGUCUCUCUCUCCCCGUCCUCCCACACAAUGUGUCUUUCUGGUCUCUCUCUCCCCGUCCUCCCACACAAUG
Priapulus caudatus is the source of this 842-nucleotide messenger RNA. Its product is annotated as laminin subunit alpha-4-like. Lineage: Eukaryota; Metazoa; Priapulida; Priapulimorpha; Priapulimorphida; Priapulidae. The record is from RefSeq and is a predicted model, not a curated record.